AUUUAUUAUUCUUUUAUCUUGAAUCGGAGUCUAUCAAAAUCACUCUGCUUUUUUUCAAAAUAGCAGUAUAUUUUACCCGCCCAACCUAUUUGUGUGAAUAUAUUGGGUUUGUCUGUUGUAUUUACUCACCGCGACCAUAAUACUGUCGAUAAGUGAAAUCUCAAGGAAGAAUAUGCGCCAAAAGCUUACUCCUAAAAAUUAUAUAGGUCGGUGGGGAAAAGGGAUUGCGAAAAGCUCAAAGCCACUCUACACCCCACACCCGACACCAGUAUCACUCUGAAUUGGAGGCGGAGGGUUUUGGCGAUAGAAAUCUGAAUGGAUCAGAUACUGAACAAAGUGGGAUCUUACUGGAUUGGUAAGAGAGCCAACAAGGAACUCAAUUCUGUCGGCGACGACAUUAACUCACUGCAAAGCAGUAUUGAAGGAGGAACAAAAUGGCUAGUGAACAAGCUUAAAGGAAAAAUGCAAAAGCCAUUGCCAGAUCUUCUGAAGGAGUAUGAUGUUCCAGUAGGUAUUUUUCCUCGGGAUGCCACCAAUUAUGAGUUCAAUGAAGAAACACGGAAGCUCACUGUCUAUAUACCCUCUGUAUGUGAAGUCGGUUAUAAGGAUUCAUCUAUAUUACGCUUCUCUACAGCUGUUACUGGAUAUCUGGAAAAAGGAAAGCUAGUUGAUAUUGAAGGAAUGAAAACAAAGGUGAUGGUGUGGGUAAAAGUUACUGCCAUCUCAUCUGAAAAAUCCAAGGUUCAUUUCACAGCUGGUUUGAAGAAAACCCGGAGCAGGGAGGCUUAUGAGGUUCUGAGAGAUGGAGUAGCUAUUGAAAAAUUCUAGUGAAAUAAACUGGCUUUGAACGUCCGAUGUACUAUGAGACCAAUCUGAGGGAUCAAAAAUACAACUAUUGUAUGUUAAAAUUCUUUGGUUCUUCUUUGUAUGUGCUGCUUCGUCCUCUGUGUUGGUUUUCCAAGACUUUUCAAAAUUUGUUUGUUACAUUUGUCAUGUUAAGAGUAAGUAACAAACGAAAUCUGUUGUAUAAUGGCAAAGUACUAUUGUAUUUGCCGAAUAAGAUGUACAAAGCCUUUAUGAAAGAAAGUGGAGUUUGUCUGUCA
Molecule: messenger RNA, 1103 nt
Organism: Capsicum annuum
Lineage: Eukaryota; Viridiplantae; Streptophyta; Magnoliopsida; Solanales; Solanaceae
Exons: 3
Coding region: 316-828 (170 amino acids)
Source: RefSeq, a predicted model, not a curated record